Vicia faba (fava bean) is the source of this 687-nucleotide messenger RNA. NCBI's taxonomy places the organism in Eukaryota, Viridiplantae, Streptophyta, Magnoliopsida, Fabales, Fabaceae. The record is from the annotation of a GenBank genome assembly.
AUGGAUAUGUUUACUAGAAACAACUCUUGUUCUUCCUGUGACACUUCACUGCAGAAUUCAGAUGGCUCUCACUGGAUGUCAAUUUCCAACGAUGAAAUACGGUUAGCUGCGACUACCCCGAAGAAGCCUGCAGGGAGAAAAAAGUUCAAGGAGACUCGCCAUCCGGUGUAUAGGGGAAUAAGGAAAAGAAACAAUGAUAAAUGGGUAUGUGAAAUGAGGGAGCCGUUCAAGAAGACUAAAAUUUGGUUAGGUACUUUCCCGACAGCCGAGAUGGCUGCACGAGCGCACGAUGUUGCUGCAUUGGCAUUAAGGGGCCGUUACGCCUGUCUCAAUUUCGCAGACUCAACUUGGCGCCUCCCUAAACCAGCUACUACAGAGGUAAAAGAUAUACAAAAGGCGGCUGCAGAAGCCGCUAAGGCUUUCGGACCAGAUCAAACUUUACCGAUUAAUGAUGUUGACACGGCUUUAACGGCUAAUGAUGUUGACACGGCUGUAGCUGCCUCUGCUACUGAAGAGCAGAAUAUGUUUUCUAUGGAAGUGGAAGAAGAGGGAGAGAUGAACAUGCCAGAAAUGUGGAGGAAUAUGGCACUAAUGUCUCCAACACAUAAUUUUGGGUAUCAUGAUGAGUAUCAAUACAUUGAUGAACAAGACUAUCAAGACCAAGAGAUAUCACUAUGGACUUUUUAA